AAUUUGGGAGGAAAGUCUCGAGACUUUGCCACUCUGUAAUCCUCGACGCAUUCCCGUGUGCUAAAACUUGUAUUCCCUCUCUCUCUUCUAAAAUAUCCUAUUCUCUGCUAAUCAUGAGCGAAGAAGACAAAGCAGACAACAGAGCCUUCGUCGUCGAUCACCAGCACCAUCAGUACGGUACCUUUCAAGGCGUUGCUAAUUAUCCUCCUCCCCACCACCAGCCUGUAAUCGGCUUCCCUCAGCCUGUCCCUCCUCCUGGAGCUACUGAGCCUUCCUACCCUCCGCCUCCCUAUUAUGCUUACGCUUACCAAACCGUUCCAGGUUAUGCUGUUGCUGAAGGAAGACCUGUAAGAGAGCGUCGCCUUCCUUGCUGUGGUAUUGGUGUUGGCUGGUUCUUGUUUAUAAUCGGUUUCUUUCUUGGUGCUAUCCCCUGGUAUGUUGGACUAUUUGUUCUGCUAUGCGCAAGGAUAGAUCCCCGAGAAAAACCAGGAUACAUUGCUUGCACAAUUGCUGCUGUUCUUGCCACCGUUGCAAUUAUUCUUGGUGUAACUAAGGGAUCAGAAGAUUAGCAAUCGUUUGGCCAAGAGUAGCAAAAUGGAUGUGAACACACAUGCAUCAGUUCCAAAGUCAUUUAGCACUCUGAGUAUGCAAUGUUGUGAUUGAUUCUUAGUUGUGUUAUUGGAGUGUUCUGAACAAUUCGUUGGGAGAUGAUUUCCAUAAAUGUUUAAUGCAGUUAUUGUUGUACUUAUCUGAAUGUGUGCUUUGAUUAUUUAUUUGUGGAAAUCAGCAGACAUGUUGUAUAUUUAUAAUUAUAAUAUUAUUAUAUAAUAUUAAUUUUUAGA
Molecule: messenger RNA, 842 nt
Organism: Hevea brasiliensis (rubber tree)
Lineage: Eukaryota; Viridiplantae; Streptophyta; Magnoliopsida; Malpighiales; Euphorbiaceae
Product: 60S ribosomal protein L18a-like protein
Exons: 4
Coding region: 114-569 (151 amino acids)
Source: RefSeq, a predicted model, not a curated record